This is a messenger RNA of Lathyrus oleraceus (garden pea), 1576 nucleotides long. Its product is annotated as ABSCISIC ACID-INSENSITIVE 5-like protein 2. Gene Ontology annotation, molecular function: DNA-binding transcription factor activity. The record is from RefSeq and is a predicted model, not a curated record. Bases 431 to 1408 code for a protein of 325 amino acids. The transcript is spliced from 4 exons. Gene Ontology annotation, biological process: positive regulation of DNA-templated transcription. Lineage: Eukaryota; Viridiplantae; Streptophyta; Magnoliopsida; Fabales; Fabaceae. Gene Ontology annotation, cellular component: nucleus.
AGAUCCCCAAUUUUUUAUGAACAGAAAAUUGUGAAACUGCCAUUUGGUUGGGUUUCUCUCCCUCUCUCUCUCUCUCUCCUAUUUUCCAUUCUCACACUCAAACACACUUCUGAAACCUUUGUUCAUCAAACGCUGCUCAUUGCUUCAAUCACUUGCUCAAAACUUUCAGAUCGGUGUCUUUCUCUCUCCGACAAACAAAGCUACAUGAUAUAAUGUGUGACACAAUGAGAAAACUUUGUUACUUCCCUUCAAUUGACUGUUUCCUUCGGAUGCAUUGCUACGAUUGUCUGUUAUUAUAGAUCCUAAAAGCUUGUGGAUGAUCUCUUUAUGGGGCAGGAUUUAAAGUUUUGGUCAAAUGGUUUCGUUUUUGUACUGCUAAAAUGGUUGAAUGUGAGAUGUGAAGUGAAUUGUUAACAUUGGUAAUUGGUAAAUGGGGAUCCAAACAAUGGGGUCUCAAGGAGGUGGAGAUGGUAGUGAAAAACGAUCACAACUCCAACCUCUUGUGCGGCAAAAUUCGGUAUACAGUCUCACACUUGAUGAGGUUGAAAAUCAGUUAGGUGAUUUAGGAAAGCCACUAAGUAGUAUGAACCUAGACGAGCUUCUUAAAAAUGUAUGGACUGUUGAGGUGAACCAGUCCACGAGUUCGGACAAUGAAGGCGCAGCACAAGCUAGUGAAGCUUCUCUACAACGUCAAGCUAGUCUGUCGUUAAAAGCUGCAUUGAGCAAGAAGACUGUAGACGAGGUUUGGAGAGAUAUCCAACAAAAGAAAGACAGCGACGAGAAGAAGUCACGGGAGAGACAACCUACUUUAGGAGAGAUGACAUUGGAGGAUUUCUUGGUGAAAGCAGGUAUUGUUGCUGAAGCAUCUUCUAAUAAAACGAACACAGAUACUACUGCUGGAAUGGAUUCAAAUGUAGCAGUAUCACAGUUUCCUACGCAAGGUCAGUGGAUUCAGUAUCCGCAAUCACAACCACAAUAUCAGCAGCAUCUACAACAAAGUUCAAUGGGGGUUUAUAUGGCUAGCCAGGGUAUAGCACAGCCGUUACACAUGGGGGUUGGUGCUUCGAUGGAGAUUCCAUUUGCAGAUAGUCAUAUGGCACUGGCUGCACCUCUUAUGGGAACUAUGUCGGAUACGCAGAUUUCCGGAAUGAAAAGGAACAAUCCUGAGGGUAUGGUGGAGAAAACUGUUGAGAGAAGGCAGAAAAGGAUGAUCAAGAAUCGGGAAUCCGCUGCCCGUUCAAGAGCAAGGAAACAGGCUUACACAAAUGAAUUGGAGAAUAAAGUUUCGCGCCUGGAAGAGGAAAAUCAAAUGCUGAGGAAACGAAAGGAGCUAGAGAAUAUGUUGCCAUGCGUACCAAUUACUGAACCUAAAUAUCAGCUACGCCGAAUAGCAUCAUCUCCAUUCUGAGUUUUGUGUUGCUAUAAGUAGAGGUUUGUAGAUAUGAAGGGAAUCUUUGGUUUUAGUUUUAAUGUAAGUGGUUGACACAUGCCUUGUGGUAUUCUGAAAUAUGUAAUGUUUUCUAACUCCUCUGUUAAGUUCUUGAGUAAUUAUGAUAGGCAUGUUGUAGUUUCAUCA